This is a messenger RNA of Alnus glutinosa, 2607 nucleotides long. RefSeq lists its product as uncharacterized. NCBI's taxonomy places the organism in Eukaryota, Viridiplantae, Streptophyta, Magnoliopsida, Fagales, Betulaceae. The transcript has 14 exons. Gene Ontology annotation, molecular function: nucleic acid binding. Bases 104 to 2446 code for a protein of 780 amino acids. The record is from RefSeq and is a predicted model, not a curated record.
UAUUUCACAGUUCUCUCUCUCUCUCACAAUUAGAAACCCACACAACCUCGGAUGUCCUUCACCACCGUCAGAUGAGCAUAACAAGUCCGGUUGAUAAGAAAGAAUGGACGGUCCGAUUGCCCUCACCAGUGCCGCCACCAUUGCCAGCACCAGCUCCUUCUUUACCAGUGGAACCCGGGUUCAUAUAUUCAGAAGAAGAAGCAGAGUCCUUUCUGUGAUCACCCAGAACAAGCGAAAUAGAUUCGUGGUCUUCGCUUCUAAAGAAGGAGACCCUCCCAAGCUCGACCAAUGGGACCAAAUGGAGCUCAAGUUCGGCCACUUGAUGGGCGAGGACCCCAAACUAACCCUGGCCAAGAUAAUGGGUAGAAAAGCAAACUCAGAUUCUUCGUAUCUUGAAAUUGAGAAGAAUUUUAAUAAGAAAAAGGGAAAGUUAGUGGAAAUAAAGGAGGUUCCAUUUGACGGCACGAAGGAAUCGAGUUCGUUGGAUGGUUUGAAUUUGGUUCGACCUGUGCCGAAGAAAGGGUUCACAUCGAAAGCUGAUGAUAAGCCGCCGGAGAUGAAGAAACCGAUUCAAAGGGUCAGGAAGGCAGUUGGUAGUAGUACUAAAGGGAGUAUUCCUAACGUUAUCUUGAGAAAACCAACCGUGUUUAAUGAGGAUGGUCUUGGAGAAAAGCAGUCAAGGUUGAGUAUUAAACCAAAUUUAUCGUUGAAAAUGGGAAAUGUGCAAGUGAAGGAUAAAUUUAGUGAUAUGACACUUUUAAGGAAGCCAGAGCCAGUGAGUGUCAAUAAAGUUAUUGAGAAGAAACUAGAGUCUGUUGGUAAUGUAGAUGCCAAAGUUGUUGAUGGUAUUGAGUUGAAAAUGAGGAGAGAAGAAGCAAAUGAUGAAGUUGAUGCUUUCAUGCUGUUAAAAAGGCCUGAUCCGAUGAGUGCCAAUACUAAAAUUGAGGAUAAAUGGGAGCAGCUUGGGGAUGCAGAAGCUGAAGUCCACAAUGAUAUCGAACAGAAUGUUUUUGAUGGUUUUUCAGAAUUUACUGGAACUCCGAAUGCAACGGAAAAUUUUGAGGAGAUUGAGGAUGGCUUAUUUUCUAAUGAAACCGAGCAAGACAAUGACUUAAAUCCACUGGAGCAGAGUGAUAUGGAGUUCAGUCAGGAGGUUACUGCUUUGAGUGAACUGUCAGAUACAAAUUCAGUUGAUUCUGGAGUCAACUUGACCAUGGAAGCUGCACUUCAAGGAAAACCAAAAAGAUUAGACCAAUCUGUGAAAGUAACACCAAAGUCUACCAGAGAAGAGACAGCACUCAUGAAUUCUGAAGGUUAUGGUACUGCCUUUGAGUUCAGCAAUCUCGAUGCUACAUCACCUUUAGAGGGAAAUGAAGAUGCGGAUUGGACCAAGGCAGAAGAUCUGGUUAAGCUAGGAAAUAGGGGAGAAGUGGAAUUAAUAAGCUCUAGCACCAGAGGUUUUGUUGUAUCUUUUCGCUCUUUGAUAGGGUUUCUGCCAUAUCGUAAUCUUGCUGCCAAGUGGAAGUUCUUGGCUUUUGAGUCAUGGUUGAGACAGAAGGGCUUAAACCCAUCAAUGUAUAGACAAAAUUUAGCAGUUAUUGGAAGCUAUGAUGCAGCAUACAAGAAUUCUCCUCUUAAAUCGAGCCUUGAUCCAGAAGUUGAUAAAAAAAUUGAGGGAGAAAUAUCGGCAGAUAUGAAAUUGGAAGAUCUUCUUAAAAUUUAUGAUCAAGAGAAAAUCAAAUUCUUGUCAUCGUUUGUGGGCCAGAAAAUCAAAGUAAAUGUGGUGUUGGCAGACAGAAGAUCUAGAAAGCUUAUAGUUUCUGUGAGGCCAAAAGAAAAGGAAGAGCUGGUUGAGAGAAAGAAAAGUCUCAUGGCUAAACUUCAAGUAGGGGAUGUUUUGAAAUGUUGCAUCAAGAAGAUUACUUAUUUUGGUAUUUUUGUUGAGGUUGAAGGAGUGCCUGCUCUAAUUCAUCAGACAGAAGUAUCUUGGGAUGCCACUUUGGACCCUGCAUCAUACUUUAAAAUUGGUCAGAUCGUGGAAGCAAAAGUUCACCAAUUGGAUUUUGCACUUGAACGCAUUUUUUUGUCAUUAAAGGAGAUUACGCCAGAUCCAUUGAUGGAGACCUUGGAAUCUGUGGUUGGUGAUCAUAAUCCCCUGGAUGGGAGAUUACAAGCAGCAAAAGCAGAAACUGAGUGGGCUGAUAUGGAAUCUCUUAUCAGAGAACUGCAACAGAUUAAAGGGAUCCGGUCUGUAUCAAAAGGCCGUUUUUUCUUGAGCCCAGGUUUAGCUCCAACAUUUCAGGUGUAUAUGGCAUCCAUGUUUGAGAACGAGUAUAAGUUACUUGCUCGAUCCGGAAACAAAGUACAAGAGGUCAUAGUUCAAACAUCAUUGGGUAAGGAAGAGAUGAAAUCCGCAAUCCUAAUAUGUACCAACAGAGUGGGAUAGUUGAUUGUUUUUCUCUGGUGUUUGUAAAUUUCCUUGGGGAUGGCAGAUAUGAUGCUGGGAGGCAUCAUUAGAAAUUUAGAGGAAAAAAGAUAUACGGAAAUCCUUUACAAGGUGGGGAUGGUCAGAAUUUUCUUGUUCAAUAUAGAGGCAAGUUUCUUAAA